UCCUCCAUGGCAGGCGAUUGGCUGGGCCGGGAAGGGAGGGGCGUGGCCGCGCGAGCUAGCUGAGCGGAAGCGGAAGCAGCCCUAUCUCCUUCAGCCAUGGAGCGGUACGACAAAGCGGCGCUGAACGCGCUCCCGACCCUGGAAGCCCGAGGCGAAGGUUCCUUGGCCUCCACUCUGAGGACUCUUCUGUUCUUCACAGCUUUAAUGAUUAUGCUACCCAUUGGACUCUAUUUUUCCUCAAAGACCUAUGUAUUCGAAGGCGUCUUUGGAAUGACCAACAGGGACAGCUAUUUUUACGCUGCCAUUGUUGCCGUGGUUGCCGUCCACGUUGUCCUUGCUCUUUUCGUCUACGCGGCCUGGAACGAAGGCUCCCGACAGUGGAGGGAGGGCAAGCAGGACUAAGUG
Molecule: messenger RNA, 405 nt
Organism: Anolis carolinensis (green anole)
Lineage: Eukaryota; Metazoa; Chordata; Lepidosauria; Squamata; Anolidae
Gene: vma21
Product: vacuolar ATPase assembly factor VMA21
Exons: 3
Coding region: 97-402 (101 amino acids)
Biological process (GO): vacuolar proton-transporting V-type ATPase complex assembly
Cellular component (GO): endoplasmic reticulum membrane
Source: RefSeq, a predicted model, not a curated record